CUCCGGCACGCUCUGACCCAUCCGGCAACUUGAAAUAUGAGCCGUCGGUAUACACAUGGAUAGCCCGACGAUCCGUACACUCGACAGGGCCAUAGAGCGUUGCAAUCGCGCCUGGCAAAGACUGGGUGCUGGCGAGAACGUCGUUCAUCAUGUUAUCGAGAGGCGAGGGGGGAGGAUAUCAUGACAUGCGCACAUGCAUGUGAAAACCCGACGGGCGGAUUUAGGAUUAGCCCGAAAUUAGCCACCGUCGUGGGCUCGUUCAAGCGACCUCUCCUCCCCGACGAUAUAUUUCUCAAACAUGGUCUCACCAGCAUCUGCUCGACGACUCGAUCUGGCUCAUGAUGUUCUCCAGACAGCAAAUCCGACAUACUCGACUGCACCAGAUAGCGAGUGGCCGUCGGUGGAUGAGCGUGCGGCCCGAAGAGAGGGCUCCUGAAACACGGAAGAAGAUCACGAUCCAGCAUCUUCUCAACAUGAAGCGGAAGCACACCCCCAUCGCAAUGCUGACCGCCUACGACUUCCCGACCGGCCGCGCCUGCGAGGCGCACGGCGUCGACAUCACCCUGGUCGGCGACUCCCUCGCGCAAGUCUGCCUCGGCUACGACGCGACGACGCGGCUCACGCUCGACGAGAUGGUCCACCACUGCCGUGCGGUCGCGCGGGGGAGCAAGGCGCCGUUCCUCGUCGCGGACAUGCCGUUCGGGACGUACGAGGCCGGCGUGGACGACGCCGUGCGAAACGCGGUCCGGCUCGUGCGCGAGGGCGGCGUCGAUGCGGUGAAGAUCGAGGGCGGCGUGGAGGUCGUGGAUACGGUGAAGCGGCUGACGACCGUCGGGAUCCCGGUCAUGGGCCACAUCGGGUUGAUGCCCCAGCGGCAGGCCAUCCAGUCUGGCUACCGGGUACAAGGCAAGAGCGCGGCGGGCGCGUUGAGCUUGGUGGACAGUGCGCUGGCUCUGGAGGCGGCUGGGGCGUUUGCAAUCGUGCUUGAGGCUAUCCCACACGCCGUCGGGGCGCACAUUACGAGACGCCUGCACCAUGCGGCUACGAUUGGCAUCGGAGCAGGCUGGGAAACGGACGGGCAAGUCCUCGUAUGGGACGACUUGAUGGGCACCUGGGGUGGGCACAAGGCCAAGUUCGUGCGGCGGUUCGGCGACGUGCGCGGCGAGGUCGAGCGAGGGGUCCACGCGUACGUGCAGGCGGUGCGAGACCGCAGCUUCCCAUCGGCCAGCGAGAGCUACGAGAUGCCCGCUGAGGAAGCGGAGAGGUUCGUAGGGCUUGCAGGGGCGAGGGGCGACGAGCCAUGACGGGAGAGGGCAGAGUUCGCGGUCGGAUGGUAAAGCUUAUUGAGUAUCUAUAGCGUACGGCGUUUCUUGCACGUAAUCUACCCGUUAUCCUUUACUCGAUGGUACAUACUAGGUUGUCUUUCCAUUGACUGCGAGCGCAUACAUCGUGUUGCAUCAAGACAUCACCCCAGUCCUGUCAGUACGUCUCUUGAUCCUGGUGGUUUAUGACGCGCGAGGCUCGUCGACUCAUUGUCA
Rhodofomes roseus is the source of this 1538-nucleotide messenger RNA. Its product is annotated as ketopantoate hydroxymethyltransferase. The record is from RefSeq and is a predicted model, not a curated record. The transcript has 4 exons. Gene Ontology annotation, cellular component: mitochondrion. Gene Ontology annotation, biological process: pantothenate biosynthetic process. Lineage: Eukaryota; Fungi; Basidiomycota; Agaricomycetes; Polyporales; Fomitopsidaceae. The coding region runs from base 339 to 1304 and encodes 321 amino acids. Gene Ontology annotation, molecular function: magnesium ion binding; 3-methyl-2-oxobutanoate hydroxymethyltransferase activity.